CCCCUCCCCGAACCAACCUCGGCGUCGGAGUCCCAAAUCGCCGUCGCCAUGUCGAAGCGAGGGCGCGGAGGUUCGGCCGGAAACAAGUUCCGGAUGUCGCUGGGUCUCCCGGUGGCGGCGACCGUAAACUGCGCCGAUAACACCGGAGCCAAGAAUCUCUACAUUAUAUCGGUGAAGGGCAUUAAGGGUCGGCUUAAUCGCCUCCCCUCGGCCUGCGUCGGCGACAUGGUCAUGGCCACCGUGAAGAAGGGCAAGCCCGAUCUCCGCAAGAAGGUCAUGCCCGCCGUCAUCGUGAGGCAGCGCAAGCCGUGGCGCCGAAAGGAUGGCGUUUACAUGUACUUUGAAGAUAAUGCAGGAGUUAUUGUGAAUCCCAAAGGAGAAAUGAAAGGCUCUGCAAUAACGGGACCAAUUGGAAAGGAAUGUGCCGACUUGUGGCCUAGGAUUGCUAGUGCGGCCAAUGCUAUCGUUUGAUCCCCUCGCCUUUGGAAGAAAAAGGAAACAAACUUCUACACCAAUAACCAGAAUUGGGAAAGAAGUAUACAUAUCUUCACUUUUCUGCAUUUUCCAGCUUUGAACAGGUGUCGGGCCUGUCGAAUCAUGGCUCUGUAAACAACUUGUUGUCUAGCAUUAUAUUCACUAGAAUUUCCUUGACUUUCAGCUAGAGGAUUUUAGACAUCAAACUACUGAGAAAAUGAUUUUUUUGUGCUUGUGUUUUGGUUGUGAAAGUUGCUGAAGCUUUUGGCUAGUCUUACUUCAAGUUUGUCAUUUUGAAAAAGAUUAUUCCAGAAUAGAAUGGGUGAAACCGUGAUAUAUGGAUAAUUAUUUCAGUUUCUACCCUAUUUGUUGAA
Ananas comosus (pineapple) is the source of this 848-nucleotide messenger RNA. Its product is annotated as 60S ribosomal protein L23. The transcript is spliced from 4 exons. The record is from RefSeq and is a predicted model, not a curated record. Gene Ontology annotation, cellular component: cytosolic large ribosomal subunit; ribosome. Gene Ontology annotation, biological process: translation. Gene Ontology annotation, molecular function: large ribosomal subunit rRNA binding; structural constituent of ribosome. The coding region runs from base 49 to 471 and encodes 140 amino acids. NCBI's taxonomy places the organism in Eukaryota, Viridiplantae, Streptophyta, Magnoliopsida, Poales, Bromeliaceae.